AGUUGACCGCUGAUUGGCUAGCUCAUCAACCCCAGAGUUGUUUAUGAAACGCUCUGAGGUGAGGGUUUUUAAGUGUUCAAAUUAUGCUUUGGCCACGUAUCGGUCGAACAUUAUUUGGCUGUGCGUUAACAGAACGAGAUUUUCACUGAACAAUUACUUUAAAAUCAUUUCCCCCCCCCCCCCCCUCCAGUCUGUCCUGAUCUGAAUAACAGGUGACGGGUGUGGCUACUUCGUUUGAGUUUAGAAGGUACAGGUUCGACCAGCAGUAAGUGUUGGGAUAGUAUACAGAGCAUCUGUCAUCCAUUGUACACCACCUGUUGUAUCCAGUUUGAAAUUCUUCUCAACCCCAGAGUCGUAAGAAUGGGCAGGCCCCAGAUGUUUCCGGCUCUAUCUGCCAUCCUGUGUUUGUCCCUGCUCCUCCCAGUCCUCCACUGUAACAACAACCUGCUGUGUUACUACAGCCCUAUCAUGUACCGGAACAAGACCUUUGACCUCAUCCUGACUGAGUGCCCUCCCACGGAACUCUGCAUGACGGGCAACGGUCGCUACGGAAACCACAGCGCCCUGUCCACCCGGGGGUGCGUGGCGCCGACGGGCUGCGGUCAGGUACACCCUCUCCGACUGAAAGGAACUGUCUACACCAUGACGUAUGCGUGCUGUGACUAUAACUACUGUAACACAGGACACCGUGUUGCGGUUAAUUCGGUCCCCCUCGUGGUGGCUAUGAUGACUAUGCUGUUAACGGGGCUGUAACUCACAAGCUUUACUUUAAAAUCAUGUACUUUUUUUUUUGUUUUGUUUUUUAGAUAGGUGCUGGUUUUUAAUUAUCGGACGUGAGGAGUACUAGGGAUUUGUUGGUUGAACGGUUUACUAUCUACUGCUGCAUCCUCAGUCCAACCAAACAGAGGUAUGCAUCAACCUGGAGACAAGUUAAACAUUUUUUUUUUUUUACCAAAUACAAUGGAAGAUUAUGCCUUUGGUUCCUUUCUAUAGAGAGAAAUGUAUAUUUUUUUUAUGAUUGUGAAAUAAAUGUUUUAUACAUCAACUGGA
Molecule: messenger RNA, 1050 nt
Organism: Salmo salar (Atlantic salmon)
Lineage: Eukaryota; Metazoa; Chordata; Actinopteri; Salmoniformes; Salmonidae
Product: protein Bouncer
Biological process (GO): sperm-egg recognition
Cellular component (GO): membrane
Source: RefSeq, a predicted model, not a curated record